Racocetra persica is the source of this 808-nucleotide messenger RNA. The record is from the annotation of a GenBank genome assembly. Lineage: Eukaryota; Fungi; Glomeromycota; Glomeromycetes; Diversisporales; Gigasporaceae.
AUGCUUAUGAUAGAUAUUACGAAGGUCGAAAAUUAUUUAGCAGCUUAUGAUUACGAGGGUUUAUUACCUUCGUCAUCAAAAGGUUUUCAACGUACAAAGUUUGAUGGUAAUGCUGGCCAAGAGAAUACGGAAUUAGGCUGUGGAAGCCUUGAGGAUCCGAAUCAUCCUGAUAAUCUUGCUCAACAAGACUCCACUCCAGAAAUCAGUAUAUAUAUUGAAGCGAAUGAGUCUACUCGCCUUCUUCCAAAAUCCCGAACCCAAGACCCAGUGGCGUAUUUAAGAGAUACUUUGCGUUUUAAAGAUACUUUUCGUUCGCUUAGAAGUGGUCGAACUCAUUCAUGUGAUAUUGACGUGUUGACAUGGGGAACCCAAGAUCCGAAAAUGAGUUUUCCGAUGGAAAUUGUGUUUUAUCUGGGUUCAUAUUUCGAACAACUGGGACGUGAAACAAAAAUUGAAUCCUAUAGACUUUGGUCAGUCUUGGACCAAUUUAUAGAUAUUCUAGGCAGUCUUGAAAGAAUUAGUAACACGCCCAUUCCUAUAGCUUACAGAGUUCAUUUGAAGCAAGCUGUGACUUUGUACGUUUGGUUACUUCCAUUCACUCUUGUCGAUUUACUUGGAUGGUUAACUAUUCCGGUUAUCUUUGUAAUUUCCUUUAUUCUUUUUGGUGUUGAAGCAAUCGGUUCUGAAAUUGAGGAUCCGUUUGGUUAUGAUGUAAAUGAUUUGCCUUUGGACGAUUACUGCAAGAAUUUGGAAGCCGAAAUUAAAUACUUAUAUUGUUAUCUUCCAACGGGACAAUCUGACUUUCAUA